This is a messenger RNA of Ixodes scapularis (black-legged tick), 2259 nucleotides long. RefSeq lists its product as uncharacterized. NCBI's taxonomy places the organism in Eukaryota, Metazoa, Arthropoda, Arachnida, Ixodida, Ixodidae. The transcript has 3 exons. The record is from RefSeq and is a predicted model, not a curated record. Gene Ontology annotation, molecular function: nucleic acid binding. Gene Ontology annotation, biological process: DNA integration. The coding region runs from base 1 to 2259 and encodes 752 amino acids.
AUGUGCUUUGUGGAACCCCCUCCUUUGCAGAAGGCGAUGCCAUAUAACUUAGUAGAGGACUUAAACGCCGAGCAGAACGGCUACGAAUUUGAGAUGGUGAACGUCGUACAAGAAACCCGGGCGACUAGGGAGGUGGAAAAUAUGCCUGUUUUGAGCGGCCGAUUGAACGGACAAGUGGUUAGCGUGCUACGUGACACCGGUAGCAACACGGUUAUUACCCGACGCAGCUUGAUACCAGAUUCCCAGCUCACUGGAAAAAUGGGGGUGGUGUGGCUUGUGGAUGGAACGAUUUUAAGCUUGCCGGAAGCCAAGAUAAGCCUACGCUCCCCAUAUUUUACGGGAGACUUGCUCGUGAAAUGUAUGGAAGCCCCCCUUUACGACGUAAUUAUCGGAAAUGUUGAGGGAGCACGAGGGGCUGACAAACCAAGCUACGAAUGGGACACCGAGAGGAACCAAAUGCCAGGAGGAGGAAAAGAAUCUUCAAAAGAGAGGGAAGAUGCGGUUCCGCACGCUGAACUCAAGAGGCGGCAGAAAGAAGAUGACACCUUGGAGGCGUGCCGAACCAAAGCUGGGCAAGUGCAAAGCACGAAGGACGGUUCUAAAAUCAGCUUUUAUUUCUCUAAGGGAGUUUUAUGCCGUCGCUAUGAACAGAAGGGUGGAAAGAGUUUCAAACAAGUGGUGGUACCAAAGACACUGCGAACCUACGUCCUCGAGAUAGCACACGACAGUGUGUUGGCCGGACAUCAGGGCAUAAAACGAACUACUGACCGAGUGUUAGAAGCGUUUUACUGGCCAGGGAUACAGGCCGAUGUUAAGAGAUUUGUGAAGUCAUGUGAUGCGUGCCAAAGGGCUGCACCGAAAGGAAGACUAAAGAAAGCGCCACUGGGCCGAAUUCCCAUUAUUGACACCCCUUUCGAGAGGGCGGCCAUAGACCUUAUAGGUCCCCUCUCAUCUACCUCAGAAAAUGGAAAUCGCUACAUCCUGGCGAAGGUAGAUUUCGCCACUAGGUACCCUGAUGCCGUAGCGCUACCAUCGUGCGAUUCUCGCACUGUCGCAGAAGGAUUAUUAGAGAUUUUUUCUCGAGUAGGGCUACCGAGGCAGAUCUUGUCUGAUCGAGGUGCUACCUUCACAUCUGGACUGAUGCAGGAGCUGACACAGUUAUUGUCUAUCCAGAAAUUGCAUACUACACCUUAUCAUCCUAUGUGCAACGGAUUAGUAGAAAGAUAUAAUGGCACCCUGCGACAAAUGCUCUCCAAGAUGUGCCUGGAGAAGCCACGAUCUUGGGAUCGAUACUUAGCGCCACUCCUAUUCGCAUACCGCGAAGUGCCUCAAGCCAGUCUGGGGUUUUCUCCGUUUGAUCUAAUCUACGGACGUCAUGUUCGGGGACCGUUGACCCUGCUGAAGGAGAUUUGGACGAGAGACGAGUUGGGAACUAAUCUUAAGACGACUUACCACUACGUGUUUGACCUGCGCAGUCGACUUGGGCGAACGCUAGAGCUUGCCCACCAAAGCUUAUCCUCGGCAAGAAAGGAUCAGAAGAAGUUGUAUGACAGAAGGACUGCAAGGAGGGCUCUGAAGGUAGGAGAUCGCGUCCUACUCCUGGUCCGGACGAAAAAGAACACGCUUCUAAUGCAUUGGAAAGGCCCUUUCAUCGUCGUGGGUAAAAGGAACAAGGUUGACUACGAGGUAGACCUUGGGCAUACCACUAGAACAUACCACAUAAAUAUUCUAAAGCGGUACGAGGAACGCGAGACGACAAGUCAGACAAAGGAGCAAGUGUCCUCAAUUAGAGCUGUAGAGGAUACGUCGGCUGAUCAGCAGCUUCCGUGUCUUGACCUGAGAAGUAAGCAGGGAGUAAGUGAAGUCGCGCUAGCCGACGAUCUUAGCCAGAAGCAAAGGAGCGACGUUAUGGACAUCCUAGCGAAAUAUUCAAAAAUAUUUACGGAUGUGCCGGGCCAAACAGAUAUCUUGGAAUGUAAGCUGCAGCUGACCGCGCAGGAACCGGUGCAUGCACCACAGUACCCGAUUCCUUUCGCGAUGGAGCGCGUGAUCGAAGAGGAGAAGGCUCUGCCUCUCGUCGAGUUGACAAAAAAGAAGGAACCCAACAACGUCCGUUGGACCAGCAAACAAGAGCUUGCCUUCCAGGAACUGAAGCGAGAGCUCUCAAAAGGACCAAUUCUCAAGGCUCCUGACCUGACAAAGACAUUCAUCCUUCGUACAGACGCGUCAGAUAGCUGCUUGGGCGCUAUGUUGAUGUAG